CGGGACAAUAGUUGUGUAGCCUGUUGAGCAUCUUCCCGACCUUCCUUCUCAUCAGGAGAUAUUGGCAAGCAUCAAACAUCCUGUGCAAUCUUUCCUUUAGUCUCGGGUUAGCAAUCACCAACACAACAAGGCCAACAAGUCAUCACGAAAGCCCACCCAACUAAGAUACGAUGGCAUACUCCAAAUACUCUUCCGACCGUGCUCCCGGACGGGAGCACAUCCCCCUCUACCCCAAAGGCUUCAUCGCCAUCCGCAUCAUCCAACUCAUCAUCGCCAUUCUCAUCGCCGGUCUCUCCGCCUUCGGAGUACACAUCUUUGCCUUUGACGGAGACGUCUUGAUCCUAGCAGUUGCCGUAAUGACUCUCAUAUCAUCAACCUACCAUCUCAUCACGCGCUUCUCCACCCCCAAAGCCUACAACUACUGGGCCGUCCUCGCCGUCGAUAUUUUGGUUUUGGUUCUAUGGCUCGCCUCCUUUGCGCUGCUGGCUUCGGAGAUCAUUUGGUUCUUCACGCUUUGGACGUAUUAUGGCGAUUUUACCCCCGAUGAAGACUCAUAUGACUCUUACACAUAUGGGAUUUUGGCCGCUUUGAAAGGGGCGGUGGGGAGUAAGGCGAGGUCGGGUGCUGGCGAUGAUGGGAGAUAUGGUGACAGUGGGUUAGAUGACAUCUAUGAUAAUGGUGGAUAUGAUGAAUCCGCGGCCGUGGCAACGUUGGUGGCGCCAAUUUGUGUUAUUGCUGCUGCUGCUGCGUUGGGGGGGAUUGAGUUCAUCCUCCACCUCAUAUCCCUCAUUAUCCACUCCGUUUUCCUCCACCGCCACCGCGCCGCCGGACUACACAGCAAACCCGUCCAAUCCUCUCCUUCCAGCAACAGCGGCACCGACAACAGCAAUACCAUCCUCUUUUCCCCCAAUGCCGUUCCUGCCCCCGCAGCCAUCGUCACCACCCCCAACGAGAAACUUCCCUAUCAUCACCAGGAAAUCGACUCGACGCCCAUCUCUGUUCCGUCCACCCACAACCACCGCCAGAACCACAACCAGCAGCCGUCAGCCCCAGUGCCGGCUUACACCCCGGUAUCCAGUCAGCAACACCAACACCAACAGCAACCGUACCUCCAGCAGCAGAACCAGCAGCAGCCGCACCAUCAAAGGCAGUACCAAGCAUAUCAACAACCACAAGACCAGGGUCAAGGACAACCAUCGGUUUACUACUCACCGGUGUCACCGCAUUCUACCGGAGGAACGAUGAAUUAUACGCAGUUUCAACAGCCGUGGGCGGUGUCGCCUGUUCCGACGACGCCACCUUUGCCGACGCAUUACGGGCCAACCGGAGUGCGGGCGGGAAUUUAUCAGUUGCCGUGAGUAGGUAGCUAGAAGUCGUUGGGUGAAUAAUAGCUGGUGGGCGAGGAUAGGGGGAUGACGGUUGUUGGCUUCACGAAGAA
This is a messenger RNA of Neurospora hispaniola, 1438 nucleotides long. RefSeq lists its product as uncharacterized. Gene Ontology annotation, cellular component: membrane. The transcript has 3 exons. The record is from RefSeq and is a predicted model, not a curated record. Bases 171 to 1358 code for a protein of 395 amino acids. Lineage: Eukaryota; Fungi; Ascomycota; Sordariomycetes; Sordariales; Sordariaceae.